ACAGCUCUGAUAUAGCUGCUAUGUACGGAAAAAACAUGGCAGAUAAGGCGUCUGAACUAAAUGGGUUCUACAUGGGAGAACGCAAAUUAGCUGUUCGUUUGCUUUCUGUACCGAGAAUACGCCCUGUUCACUCACUCCCCCUCCGCAAGGGGCCACCUCCUGCUCUCCUAGAUGCCCAUCACUCUGCCAGUGCUGCAGCCAUUCCACAAAGCAGAAGUGAAAGCUCCAAGACCCUAGAUAAACCUGCUGAGAAGAAAAAGAGGUCUAGCGAGGAACACUCUACAUUAGAGACUAAAGCCGUCCCUAGUAGUGUUGAUAAGCAAACAGCUGACCGAGAUGGGCUCUUUGUUGACGAUUUACGCAUGGGCGAUCCCAACGGCAAGAAAGAUUGUCCAUUUAGGUCCUAACUUGCAUACAUGAUAUCACCACAUGAUUACUGCAAUGACAUAUAAAUUUUUUAGGUGUGAUCUAGCUUUCCAAAAAAUUGUGAGCUUUCUUGCUUUGUUUUAUGUAUUUUGUGGACUUGCUGACCUAU
Molecule: messenger RNA, 535 nt
Organism: Camelina sativa (false flax)
Lineage: Eukaryota; Viridiplantae; Streptophyta; Magnoliopsida; Brassicales; Brassicaceae
Source: RefSeq, a predicted model, not a curated record